Molecule: messenger RNA, 2989 nt
Organism: Oncorhynchus kisutch (coho salmon)
Lineage: Eukaryota; Metazoa; Chordata; Actinopteri; Salmoniformes; Salmonidae
Gene: map7a
Product: microtubule-associated protein 7a
Exons: 17
Coding region: 514-2880 (788 amino acids)
Biological process (GO): microtubule cytoskeleton organization
Cellular component (GO): microtubule cytoskeleton
Source: RefSeq, a predicted model, not a curated record
GUAGCUAAAGAGAUCAGAGUAGCACUCCAGAGUCUGUGAGCUGUGAGAGAUAUCCAAAAGGGAAGUAACUGUACAGUAGCCAGAGAAAGGAGGAUAGAGCUUUUCACUAAAGCUAUAUAGCAUCCAUGUCUCUAAUAUAGCUUGUGAAGGACCCUCAUAGAAACUGGGAGAGAGAAAAACCUUUUAUAUUCUCACAGAUUUUUCUCAGUGUUAUUUGGAUUAUGCAUAUCUGUGCAUUCCACUUCACUGGACCUGGAUGCAGGAUCUAGCCAGCCAGAAUCCAGCAAGUCAGCUGGUCCUAUCAGUUUACCCCAAAGGGGCUUUUUUCCUCCCUUUUUCUCUUCUAUUUGUUUGAAAUGCCCAGAUGAGCAAGCAGCUGAAGCAAGAGGCAGUCGGUCAGCUGCAUAGUGAGCACAGGGGACCAGGAGGACCGUCGGUAAAGUACAGGCAUCUUAAAAUAGAAAUAUAAAAGGAGGAGAGGAGGAGGAGAGUGUUGUGUGGCAGAGCUGUGGUAUGCCCUGCUCUGUGCCUAGCAGUAGCAUGGCCGUGAUACAGGAGAAACAGAGGGAGACCCCCAGCAAGAAGCCAGUAUCCCAAGAAGACAGAAAGGGGCUUUCUACCAGAGAUAAUCAAGGCAACCAGAAGGACAGCAGAUCCGGGAGACAGGGAGAAAAAGGCAAUGACGACAUGAAGCCCCGUAAUUCAGAGAAGAGGAGAGCAGUCAUAUGUGUCCCUGCCUCCAUCAAAUCAGCUGUGAUCAGUAACAACACAAGUAGCCAUGGAAACCCAGCAGGCCCACAGGCACUGAAGGUUGAUGAGAGACUGAGACUAGCGAAAGAGCGGAGGGAGGAGCAUGAGAAACAACUUGUGUCCAAAGAGCUGGGUUGGUUGGCUCGAGAGGAGAGGGCCAGGCGUCUCUAUGAACAACAGCUGGAGGAGAGGAAGAGGAGGCUACAGGAGCAGAGAGAGAAGGAGGAGAAGAGGAGGACUGCUCUGGAGCGGAGGGAGGAGCAUCAGAAACAGCUUGUUUCCAGAGAGCUGGGCCGGUUGGCUCGAGAGGAGCGGGCCAUGCGUCACUAUGAGCAGCAGAUGGAGGAGAGGAAGAGAAGGCUUCAGGAGCAGAGAGAGAAGGAGGCGAGGAGGCGCACCGCCGUGGAGGAGAAGAGGAGGCAGAGAAUGAAGGAGGAAUCAGAGCGCUAUGAGUCUGUGGUGAAGAAGACCUUGGAGAAGAGCCAGAGGAUUAAGCAGAGACUCAGCCAGGGCUCUCGAGGAAGGAAGACCGAUAACAAGAGCGCUCCUCGCCGCUCCCCCCUGACUGCCUGGGAGAGGGCUCUGGUCAGUCGCCUCCUUACCCCGACCUGCUCCUACCUAGCCAGGAGCAGGAGCAGGAGUCAUAAUUGUCAGUCAAGAGAAGAAGAAGUUGUCCAUAUUUGUCCCCGUUCAGUUUCAUGCCACUCCAUGCCUGCCACUGCCACCAACUCUCACAAAUCACCACGCCGCUCUGGCACAACUGACCACCACCUGGUGCAGGCAGACCUCCGGACAGACUACCGGGCUGACUACCGGUCUAUCAUCCAGGCAAACUACCAGGUAGCGACCUCCCCCAGUCCCAGACGUACAAGCCAUAGAUCCAUCAAUGCGGCACAGUUAAAAGCAGCACAGCAGGAGGAAAAUGAGAGGACGGCCAGGAGGAGUACUCAGCAGCCUCACAUACCCAAUGCUCCCUUGAAAGCAUUACCCACAAACCCACUACCCAACACUGGCGUGAAAGUGUUACCCACAAACCCACAGUGCAGCGCAGAACGCAAACCUGUGAUCAGACACACAUCUGUGAUCAGACAGCCCCUAUCACAGCAGUUAGAGCUGGAACUGGACCCUGUACCAGAGGAGGACACUGUUCCUGUCCCCGACCCUACCCUCUCCCCUGGGAACUCACAGGCCAGCCAGACCAUCGCUCCUGGGGAUCCAGUCCCCAACCAUACCCUGUCCCCUGGGAACUCACGGCCCAUCAGGACCCCAGCUGCAGUGUGGGACCAGGUCCAACCAUUCCUACACUCCCCAGAACCUCAGACACAGAGAGAAACCACACUUAGUACUGAAGGCAGUGCAGAUGAGGGUGAGCAUCUGAAAGUGAAAGCCCUCCCUCCUGGAGCCACUCCCAGCCCAAGGCCCUCUGCUGGCACCAUGGACCCAGAGGAGGCCUCGCGUCUCCUGGCUGAGAAGAGGAGAGAGGCCCGCCUGAAGAGAGAGAGAGAGGAGGAGGAAAGCCUGCGCAGAGAGGAGUUUGAGAGGCGAGGCAGAGAGGAGCUGGAACGCAGGAGGGUAGAGCAGCGAGCACGGCUAGAGGCUGAGGCCAAGUGGCUGGUAGAGGAGAGGAAGAGGAGGGAGGAAGAGGAGCAGAAACAUGCAGAGGAGGAGAGAGCCAGUGCAGAAGAAGAGAAAGCCCUCAGAGCCAUGCAGGAAGCUGCUCUCCUCCAGAAACAGAGAGAGGAGGAAGAGACCCAGGCCAGGGAGAAGGCAGAGCAGCAGAGGCUGGAGAGAGAAAAACACUUCCAGGAGGAGGAGGAACAACGACAGGAGAGAAAAAAGCGACUGGAGUUGAUCAUGAGGAGAACUAGGAAAGAAAAGCCUAUCCUGAAUGGGAACUCAAACAGUAACUCCUCCUCUCCAGAGGAAGCCCAACCAAAAGAGAACACUGAACCUGUUAAGAAUAGCAAAGGCACUUUAGAAGAGGUCGGGACAGGGACCAAGCCGUCCAAGCUAGGUCUGUGUGACACAGAAGACAUGGUUCCUGUUGUGGCCUUCAAAGAACGCAGGUCCCUGAGAACUCUGACAGGCAUGGAGGAGAUCCAGUCCCAUCAGCGAGCAGAAGUUAUCUGAGUAUCGUACAGAUCAAAGAGGGGAGACAACCCAUCCAAGAAUCUUUCCACAGCUGUGGUGUUUUUUCCUUUCAUCAACAAAGAAAAAAAUAACUGCAGUCUUUUUCCUG